This is a messenger RNA of Staurois parvus, 1121 nucleotides long. Lineage: Eukaryota; Metazoa; Chordata; Amphibia; Anura; Ranidae. The record is from the annotation of a GenBank genome assembly.
AUGAAGGUGACCUCCAUAGAGAGCCGGCGGCUGCACCGGCUGAUCAGGAAGGAGUUGUCCCGAUGCCUGGUACUGGACUGCCGCCCUUAUCUGCCUUUCAGCGCCUCCAGUGUGCGGGGAUCCAUCAACGUCAACCUGAACUCCGUGCUGCUGCGCCGGGCUCGGGGGGGAGCCGCUCCGCUACACUUCGUGGUGCCCGAGGAGGGAGCCCGCUGCCGGCUCCGGGACGGACAAGUGUCGGUGGUGGUGGUCCUGGAUGAGGGGAGCCAGAGGUGGCAGAAGCUGAAGAAGGAGAGCCCGGCUCACAUCGUCAUCGCCACCCUCAGCAGCCUGCCGGGGGCGCCACGUAUCUGCUUCCUGAAGGGUGGAUAUGAAUCCUUUCGCACAGAGUACCCAGAAUGCUGUGUGGAUCAAAAGAGUUUGUCGCAGGAAGAAAAUGACAUCAGUCAGAACCACCUUUGCGAGAAGCUCUCCUCCUUCCACAAGCCAUCAUACGAUCAGGGCAAUCCUGUCGAGAUCCUUCCAUUCCUGUACCUUGGCAGCGCCUACCAUGCAUCCAAGUGUGAAUUCCUCUCCAGCCUUCGCAUUACUGCCUUACUAAAUGUUUCCAGAAAGAGCACUGGAUGCCUCAAAGACCAAUAUGACUACAAAUGGAUUCCCGUGGAAGACAACCAUACCACGGAUAUCAGUAGCCACUUCCAAGAGGCUAUAGAUUUUAUAGAUACUGUGAGACACUCUGGAGGAAAAGUCCUAGUUCAUUGCGAGGCUGGCAUCUCGAGGUCGCCCACCAUAUGUAUGGCCUACCUCAUGAAGACCAAACGGAUCCGCCUGGAGGAGGCCUUUGAGUACAUCAAACAACGCCGCAGCCUUAUAUCACCCAACUUCAGUUUCAUGGGCCAGCUCCUUCACUAUGAGUCCGAAAUCUUCUCUUCCAAACCCAGUGGCCCUGUCAUGUCUUGCAAAAGGGACUCUGUUUCCUUCUUCGCCGAGGACAUGAACAUUGGCCAGCACUUUGAGGGUCUUGUUUUACGUUCCCCACUUCCGUCUUGACCCCCGUUCCUCUCAGGUCUCCUGUACACCAACUGAAACUCAGUCCAAUCACCGCGACUUCUUCCUGCUGA